AUGUAUAAGAUUAAGCUGAUGGGUUUGGUUUCUCUUGCAUUGUUGGUAAUGGUUUUUGUGCUGCCAACUUCGGCAGAUUACAAUUAUAGUAACCGAAAGAUUUUACCCAUUUUGAAGGAUUCAGUUUCCAAGAGCUAUGCGGUUGUUUUUGACGCAGGGAGUUCAGGGAGUAGAGUGCACGUGUUUUGCUUCGAUCAAGACUUGUCUCUCCUUCCUGUUUUCAACGGCACCGAUGUUGAGCUUUUUGCUAAGGUAAAACCAGGUUUGAGUGCAUAUGCAGAAAAUCCAAAAGCUGCGGCGGAGUCACUUGUCCCCUUGCUUGAGGAAGCCGAAAGUGCUGUUCCCAAAGAGUUGAGAUCCAAGACCCCGGUCAGAGUUGGGGCUACUGCUGGCUUGAGGUCAUUGGAAGGUGAUACAUCUGAAAGGAUUUUGCAAGCAGUCAGGGAUCUUUUGAGAGAUAGAAGCAGCCUAAAGUCUGAGGCAGGUGGGGUUUCGAUUUUGGGUGGCUCUCAAGAAGGUUCUUAUAUGUGGAUGGCAAUAAAUUACUUAGUUGGAAAUUUGGGAAACAAAUAUCCCAAUACAGUUGGAAUAGUUGAUCUUGGUGGUGGAUCUGUUCAAAUGGCAUAUGCUAUCUCCCAGGCAAAUGCUGCAAAUGCUCCUCAGAAACCAGAUGGACAGGAUCCAUAUGUGAAGCAACUGCUUCUGAAGGGAACCGCAUAUUUCCUCUAUGUUCAUAGUUACUUGAACUAUGGCUUAUUGGCAUCUCGAGCAGAAAUUUUGAAGGUUUCUAAAGAUUCUGGCAACCCGUGCGUCUUGACUGGUUAUGAUGGCGUCUACAACUAUGGGGGAAAGGAUUACAAAGCAUCAUCUACCCUUGCUGGUUCAAGUGUACAAGCAUGCAGGCGAGUAAUUCUUAAAGCUCUCCAAGUUCAUGCACCAUGUAAGAAUCCUAAUUGCACAUUUGGCGGAGUAUGGAAUGGUGGCGGUGGGGAUGGACAAGGGAAUUUGUAUGUUGCUUCAUUCUUCUUUGACAAGGCUGCCGAGGCUGGUUUUAUUGAUCCAAAUGAACCUAUUGGCAAAGCAAGUCCUGCAGAUUUCAAGAAGGCAGCUAAACUUGCUUGUGCAACUAAAUUUGAAGAUGCAAAGUCUAGGUAUCCGAGUGUGGAGGAGCGUGACCUUCCGUUUAUUUGCAUGGAUUUUGUCUACGAGUACACAUUGCUUGUAGAUGGAUUUGGUCUUUCUUCCCGGAAAAAGUUUACGUUGGUGAAGAAGGUCAAGUACCAUGAUUCCUUUGUUGAAGCUGCAUGGCCAUUGGGCAGUGCUAUAGAAGCUGUGUCGUCAGUAGCAUCACUUUGA
Dovyalis caffra is the source of this 1356-nucleotide messenger RNA. The record is from the annotation of a GenBank genome assembly. NCBI's taxonomy places the organism in Eukaryota, Viridiplantae, Streptophyta, Magnoliopsida, Malpighiales, Salicaceae.